GGGGCGCGGGGGGGUGGGGCCUGUCGGCCCGCAGCCAAUCACCUCACCACCCGACUGCCGGUGGAAGCACUCCGGGAGCGGGUGCCCAAUCAGAGCGCUGCGUGCGGCGGAGGGCGGUGCUAGGAGCGCGGCGGCCAAUCGGCUCGCGAGUGUGGGAGGGAAGCGGAAGAAUGGGUGACGGACAGGCGGGUGGGCCAAUCGCAAGGAGGGGCGGUGAGCCGAGCGGCGGGGUGGGGCCGCGGCGUGGACGGACGUUUCCCUGGGCUUAUCAGAGCCGCGGGUGCUAUGGGCGGGGCCUGUCGCUGCUGUGCCGAUCGCGGUGUGAGGCUGUGUCCUGCAGGGAGAAGAAGUGGGUGACGGUGGGCGACACCUCGCUGCGGAUCUUCAAGUGGGUGCCGGUGGCCGACAGCAAGGAGAAAGAGAAAUCCAAAUCGAGCGGUGGUGUUGCACGGGAGCCCAAUGGUUUCCCCGCUGACACGGCUGCCAACUCCUCGCUGCUCCUCGAGUUCCAAGGUGCUGUUUCUGCAGAUGAGAACAGCAACCAGAGCUCCCUGUCAGAUGUCUACCAACUCAAGGUGGACAGCAGCCCCAACUCCAGCCCCAGUCCCCAGCAGAGUGAGUCCAUGAGUCCUGCCCACACAUCUGACUUCCGCACGGAUGACUCGCAGCCACCCACACUGGGGCAGGAGACUUUGGAAGAGCCCUCCCUGCCUUCCUCGGAAGUUGCUGACGAGCCUCCCACUCUUACAAAAGAAGAGCCAGUCCCCCUUGAGACUCAGGUAACUGAAGAGGAGGAGGACUCUGGCGCACCACCUCUGAAGAGAUUUUGUGCCGAUCAGAACUCUGUGUGCCACACAGCCUCGGAGAGCUAGCCUGCCUGUCCCCUGGGAGAGCCUUCGCCAGACCCUCGCAGAGCUGCCUGCCCUUCCCUGGGGAACGGGGUGCUUCCCCUGGCCUGCCCUUCCCGAGGGACAGGGCACUCCUGCUGCCUUGCCAUCCAGCCUGUCCUGCCCUCAGAGACAGGAGCCUCCCACCAGCCCCUGCAGAGGCAGCCUGCAAGCAAUUUCCCCAGCUGGAUGGGGCUGCCACCAGUACCUGCAGAUUUGCCUCUAUUUAUUGGCUCCCACUCUCCCUGCUGACCUGUGCUAUAGUGGCGUGGGGUCUCUGGUGUGUGGUCUGCAUGCACAGGGGGAGGGAUCCUUGGGGCGCCCUGCUUUCCAUCACCCCUAAUGCACUGGCAGAUGCUGUUUGCCUGCUUCUGGAUCCACUGUCCACCCUGUCCCGCGUGCUGGGAACAGAAGAGCCAUGUCCCACCUGCAGAAA
Numida meleagris (helmeted guineafowl) is the source of this 1323-nucleotide messenger RNA. RefSeq names its product BCL tumor suppressor 7B (gene BCL7B). Bases 171 to 872 code for a protein of 233 amino acids. The transcript is spliced from 5 exons. The record is from RefSeq and is a predicted model, not a curated record. NCBI's taxonomy places the organism in Eukaryota, Metazoa, Chordata, Aves, Galliformes, Numididae.